Scatophagus argus is the source of this 3277-nucleotide messenger RNA. RefSeq names its product RING finger protein 11-like. Lineage: Eukaryota; Metazoa; Chordata; Actinopteri; Scatophagidae. The record is from RefSeq and is a predicted model, not a curated record. Bases 546 to 1010 code for a protein of 154 amino acids. The transcript is spliced from 3 exons.
AUUACAAUUGUACGUCAUAUCCAACGGACCGAUAACAUGUCCUCCGGCUGAGGAAAAGGCUAGCAAGGAAGCAAACUGUUUAAUGUUCCUCGCGAAGUUAAAACACGGAAAUGUCUCUACAGUCCAACUCUGAGGCGGCUCAGCUUUACAGGCAUACUUGCUGCUGAAGUAGAUAAUUUGUAGAAACUGUGACCCUUAAAAAGGAAUGAGUGAUAGUUAUCAAGGAAGUCGCCCAGCUGGCUAGCGAAAAAGUAGCUAGCUAGGCUGCUAGCUGUCGUUAGCAAGGGAGUUCUUUGUUUUGUUUUUCGUGUGGAGGUCCGUGUAAACAUGAAGAGAAGCCAGUAUGAACAUCUGCUUUAAUGUGUGACGUUUACGUAGGUUUUUAUAAUCAUGCACAAGUCAUUUUGGCAGUAGGUAGUUGAACUGUAAAUUACAUGUUUUCUGGUUUAUUAGAAAAACAAAACUAACAUUAGCCACCGAGAGCAACUUUAGCAACCGAGAUCUAAUUUUGACGUCGGGCAAGAUAGGACUCGAGACACGAAGAUAUGGGCAACUGUCUCAAGUCUCCGACAUCAGACGAUAUCUCUCUGCUUCAUGAAUCCCAGUCAGACAGGGCGAGUUUCGGUGACGGGACAGAUCCAGACCUGGAGCCACCUCCGCCGUAUCAGGAGCAGGCUCACAUGCCCAUGUACCAUCCCACGCCUAGUCAGGCCCGUCUGGCAACCCAGCUGACAGAGGAGGAACAGAUCCGCAUAGCUCAGCGCAUUGGCCUCAUCCAGCACCUCCCUAAGGGUGUUUAUGAUGGAGGGCAAGAUGGCUCAGAGAAAAAGAUCAGAGAAUGCGUCAUCUGUAUGCUGGACUUUGUAUAUGGGGACCCCAUCCGGUUCCUGCCGUGUAUGCACAUCUACCACAUGGACUGUAUAGAUGACUGGCUGAUGAGAUCCUUCACCUGUCCCUCCUGCAUGGAGCCUGUGGACGCUGCCCUGCUCUCUACCUAUGAGACCAACUGAUAUUUCACCCCUCAUCCCCAAGCUUAGAUCAAACAUCCCUGUCUAAAGCCCCAAACACACACGCGCACACACAUACACAAACACAAACACAAAACAGUUUCCUUCAUAUAGAGUGAGCUAAAACACAUGUUCUGUUCUUGCACUUUGAAAAAAAAAAAUGAAAAUGUACUCACCUAAAGCUGGCCUUCCAUGUCCCCAGUCUGAUUAAGCUGGCCUUAAUUAUCAGUUACACAACUCAGUCAGAAACUGUUUCCAGACGAAUCUGCGUGAUUGUGUUUGUGUGUGUUUGUCAUGCUGAAGCAGUGUCCUGUGUUGUGCUGAGCGCAUGAGGUGUGUGUGUGUGUGAGAGCUGUUUGGGCUGUUUGCAUUGCCACUUGAGCUGGCCUCAGUGGUGUUUCUCCCCGAAUGACCCCAGUCUACCUUCACCCCCAGUUAGUCAUUAAAAUGGAUGAUUAGGUUGGCAGAUUACUGACCAAAAUGCUAGGACGUGUUGUUAGAGAAUUUAGUUUUCUUUGACAACAGUAAGCAAAGAUUUCCUCAACAUAUUGAUCUCCUAAACAUGCUGUUACAUUAAAGUGGCCCUAUACUUUGGAGGUGUGGGAAUACACAGCUGUGGUGGCACAUUGUUAGCAUUGGAUAAUGAAGAAGAAAUUGCUCUCUAGUUCAUCAGGAUUACAGAGAAAAGAUGCACACACUUAAGAGAAAUCACCCCAAAUUAAUAAAGUGUACACCUAAAGGAAAUCAAGGCUAGAUAUCAUUAACUCCACUCCAAAUGGCCACCCUCUAGAGAAAAUGCUUUGAGUUGACAGGAAAAUUAUUUUGUGUAAUGUGAAUGUUUCACCGGGCUCUGUGUGAAGUAGCUGGCAGCCAAUGUAAAGGGCUCUUUUGUGCAUGGGCAGUGGAUCAGUUAGUCGGAGAUUACAAAUGCUUGCACACACUUUUCAUCUGAUCCAGAGAUUUGCACUUUACUUAUAGGACAGUAUCUAAACAAUAUAUUAAUAUAUGUACCUUAUAACCUUGCACUAUCAAUACUUCAUUCCUUUCUUUCCUGAAAUGCAAACGUUAUAUAGUUGAUAAAGAUAUUUUCAGAGCUGUCAUUAAUCACUUACCAUGUUGAAGUAAGCCUGAAGAUGUAUUUCAUGAAAUCUGAUUCAGAAGUGUGAGCCUCCAUUUUCUUCUGCUUUUUGUGUGUGUGUGUGUGUGUAAGUGAAAGGACAAAGGCUUGCUCCAGUUCAGAGGAGACAGUCAACAUUUUGGAAAAUCCGCUUCACUUUCUCAUCAAGAGUUAAUCUUGAAGAUUGAUAUCCGUCUGGUUCUGUUUGUUAAUUAAAAAGCUGGUGACUUUAAACGUGAGGAGUCGGCUAUUAUGGCUCUGAAGCUCAAAAAUAUGCCCACCAGCCUCUCUGAAGCUCAGUAAUUUGUGCUAUCUGACAACAGAUUGUACUGGCAUGUAACUCACUAACAACAGUUUCUGUACAAUUAAGACGAAUGAGAUGUAAUGCGUUAACUAAUGAACUGUAGAGGUGUUAGUAGGGUCUAUUUUUUAAUCUUUGGCCAGAGCUAUAUAAGUUGUUUGCCCGUGCUUCUAGUUACGCUAGUUACGCUAAGUGAGCUACAGAAGUUGCUGACGUCGUCAAAUUAGUCUUCUUGGCAAGAAAGUGACUGAAAUCGUUUCCAAAAAUGUUGGAUUGUUCCUCAAAGAAAAAAGGCUAAAUUUGAGUUGAACUUGAACCUAUUUAAUUUUGAAUCCACAUUAGUAAAAAGUUUUUUUUUAUUAUUAUACAUACCUUUUUUUGUUUACACUAAAUUGAUGAUGUUUGUUGCUUUAGUUCCAUUCAUUGUAGCUGUAGUUACAACCAUUCGUUCCUUUUUGAGUUGUGGCAUUGUUUGGUGUUAGCAUUUCUGUUUUUGUUUUUUUUUUUGUUUGUUUUUUCUGAUCAUCCAUGUUUUCUCGUCUACCUUCAUGUUCUGUGUGACAUUAAUGUAAAAUCCACUGUGUGUUUAGAAAAAGAAGUAUAUAGCUUUUACACUUGUUUAAGCCUAAUGGUGCAAUCCUCUGUCCCAAAUGAGUUUCAGAGUGAGAGACUGUCUUUUAUGGUGUGAUAGCUACAACUGAGACAUCAAGUUUUCCAUUGAGCUUUUCCUUUGCUGUGUCAGCUUAAGUUUAUUCUAAAGAUUAAUAUUUCCUGUUAUCUUGUUUUAUUUCUUUCUUUUUGGAAGGCUAAAAGCCAUCAUGUAAAAAAAAAAUAAAAUGAACAGAAACAAAA